AUGAGGAACGUGACCCUAAUAUCCACAUAUCUGCACCCAACACUCAGAAAUGGCUUUCGCCAACCAGAGCACAUGUUGUCUGCAAAAGAGAUGGUGCGUCGUGAACUGGGAAAUAUUCUUAAAGAAUUUUCAACUCUCGCUUUAUCAUCGGAACAGCCAGAAGAAACCACAAACAAUUUUAAAAAGCCUGGUAUUCUGGAUUUUUUGCAUUCGCGAAAACUGGAUAUUCCGAACGCCACGACGGCCGCAGUGAAUAUAGUGCGAAUGUAUAUUGAGACUGAAGCCGCCAGAGGAAACCACACCGAAAUUGCUGGCACUUUUUGGAUCAGCAAUACUCAUUUAAGAUCCAGAAGGAGCAGGCUUCUGGAUGACGCAGUAGACCAACUAUGCUUCUUGCAUCAAAAUUUUGAUUUAAUACAAUAG
Messenger RNA from Bombyx mandarina (wild silkworm), 423 nucleotides. RefSeq lists its product as uncharacterized. NCBI's taxonomy places the organism in Eukaryota, Metazoa, Arthropoda, Insecta, Lepidoptera, Bombycidae. The record is from RefSeq and is a predicted model, not a curated record.